This is a messenger RNA of Sitophilus oryzae (rice weevil), 3365 nucleotides long. RefSeq lists its product as uncharacterized. Lineage: Eukaryota; Metazoa; Arthropoda; Insecta; Coleoptera; Curculionidae. Bases 77 to 1819 code for a protein of 580 amino acids. Gene Ontology annotation, cellular component: nucleus. The transcript is spliced from 2 exons. Gene Ontology annotation, biological process: regulation of transcription by RNA polymerase II. Gene Ontology annotation, molecular function: RNA polymerase II cis-regulatory region sequence-specific DNA binding; zinc ion binding; DNA-binding transcription factor activity. The record is from RefSeq and is a predicted model, not a curated record.
AUGGCGUGUCGUUUGACAAAGCUCUGACAGUUCAGUUUUUAAGAAAAAAUUAUUAAAAGUUGUAUUUUAAUUUUGUAUGACCAUGUUUACGUUACCAAAUUUUUGCCGUGUAUGUCUCAAAUAUGAUAAGAACCUAAUAGAUUUAGCUCAUAUCGAAAACGAGCCUAACGAGACACUAAUCAGCAAAUUACAACUUUGUGUUUCUGAAGUGGAAUGGACGACUUACAAGCCUUUGUUGUGCCAUCCGUGUAUCAAGCGACUCAAUAUAGCGUACAGCUUUAAAAAACAAUGUGUACAAUCAGCAGGUGUUUUAAAAAACUAUGUAGAAUUAGUCAAAGAAUCUCAAAAGAAAAAUGAAUCUCCUAGUGCCACUAACACACCUCAAGGGGGUACAUUUAUGAUUCUCCCUAAUCAUAAAUAUGUGAAAAUACUGGUGGGCCCACAAAAUCAAGGCACAACAAGUAACUCAUUUCAGAAUGUAUUUUUAAACCUUAUCCCUGCAACUAGUCUGACUGCAGUGCCUAGUAUUGGAGGCAAUUCAAGUGAUCAGAAAAAUAAAGAUACUAAUCAAAAUCUUUUUCUGAACAUAAAUAAUACCUUUCAAAAGCUGGUUCCUAUUACUUCUAUAAGUCCUCUAGAACCUCCACCUUUAAAACCAACUGAACCUGUAAAAUUACUACAGGCAAGUAAAGAACAGGCUGUCAAUCUAAAUGUUGAUCAACUUUUGACUAGUUCUAAUGCGGAAGAAAUGAGUGUUGAAAUAGAUCCAACUUCAUUUUUAUCAGUAGAACAUGACCACUCAAAUAGCGGAGACGAGUCUAAAAAUGAUUGGGACGAGGUCAUUACCAAGCAAAAAAUUGAUCACAAAACCGUUAAAGUUAAUGGCACAAGCAAUGGAAAAAACACUUCAGGCAAUUUUGUUCCUAUUCUACCAAAAGAAGAUUUCUUCAUGUCGGGUGCUCAUUUUCUUUCCGGUUCCUUGGAAGAAGGAAAUUUUUCAUGUGAAAUGUGUGAAAAGAGCUUUCUAACUGUCAGACUUUUGAAACAGCACUUUAAAGAGUUCCAUCUAGGUAAACUACCAUUUAAAUGUGAAUAUUGUUACUCUUCCUUUUUAACAAGACCAGAAUUUGAACAUUGUAUGAAAAGCCAUAUUCUGGAAUCUAGCCUGGCAGAAAAUAAUUCUUUAACCUUAAAGGAUUUCUCUGAGAAAGAUUCUUUCGAAAACGACUCACUAAGUAUGUCUAUAAUAGCAGAAACACCUGCCGAUCAUAAUUUAUUUCCUAACGAGAAUGGUGACUUUGUUUGUCAUGUAUGCAGCAGAGUAUUUCACAGUUCAUCUGGAUUAUUACGCCAUAAGGUGCGUAAACAUCAUCAGAAAAAUAGGAAAAAGUACUUUAUAAAGGGCAUGAAAAAUGCUACUUGUGAUAUUUGUAACAGGGACUUUUCAACACAAUCAUAUUUGCAGCAACAUAAAAAAUUGCAUUUUCGUAACGAUGCGGGCUAUAAAUACAAAGUUCUAGGGAAAAAUAAAUAUAAGGAAUCAUCUGAUGUCGAAAGUGAAGAUCAGAAACCUACAGAAAAUGGGGAGACAGAAAUGAAAAAAGGCUCGGAUAGCAAUGACGCGAAUACUAAUGAACAAGAAGAGUCAGACACAAACAGUGAAAAUGAAGCAGAACCAGAAAAGAAAAAACAAACAGAACAAUUAAAUGAAAAAGAGAACAGUACCAGUUCAAAUGAUAUAAAUAUGUGUCAUAAGGACAACGAAUCUGGUGCUAGUGAUGAUGGGGAUGACAAAAUGGAAACAGAGGAAGAUAAUUAAAUAUUAAGAGGAAACAUAAUGGUACUUGUGAAGUAAUUAUAAACUCAUACAAUUGAAUAGUAAGUUGUAUUCUUAGUGAUAAAAUCCAUAUCCAGACAUUUUUUAAACCAAUUUUUUUUUUAGAAAAAAAUAACAUUGUUCUAUUACAUUUAUUUUAAAAUUGUUUUUUAAAAAUGUCAUAUAAAAAACCUGAAUUUCUGAGGUUACUUUUAGAGGGUACCUAUCCUAAAAAAUACACACAAUAGUGAUAUGAUUAUUGACAAAAACUCAAGGGAAUGUAUUUUUCUCAUUCUAAACUUUUUUUUAUUUAAACUUAUUUUGUUCCAAAUUUUCUUCAGAUAUUUAUGUAAAGAAACCUAUAUGGCAAUAAGAUAAAAAAUAUGAAACUGUGAAUAGUAUAAACAAUAUGUAUUUAGGAAUAAUAACGUUUUUAUGAUAAAUUUAUUUAAAAAUGAUAUAAGCUUAAUUAUUUGAAAUAUGAUAUAGUUUAAUAAUGUUUUUCCUGAAUUUUUGUAAACAUACGUAAUAAUAUUCUUGGAAAUUGAGCUCUAAAAAUAAGUUUAAACAAAAAAUUAUGUAAAUAUAAUACAUAGCUACAGGGUGACCCAGUGUUCCAAAAAGGUCCACAUCAGAUUUUCGGUUUGAGAUUUUCAUUCCAGUUUUUUACAAAAUAUGAGGUGAAUAGUAGGGCACUUUUUAAACAUAUUUUCAGAGAUGUACAGGGCGAUAUGUUUGUACUAUUUUUUUUUUGGUUCAUUGAAAAUCUGAAAUAGGAUCUCAUAACCCCUUAUGAAGCUUUUCCAGGAUACUGUCUCACCCUGUAUAAUUGGAACUUUCCAGUUUGUUUUUUACCCUAGGAACUGAAUAUAUUUUAAUUUUUGUACUACAUAAUUUUGUUAAAUCAUAGUAUUUUAAGUGUAAUAAGAAGUUUACAUUCGCAAAUCACUUAUAAUCGCGUAUUUUUUUUUUUUUUAUCUUAUACCCUUGUUUAUACUAAGUAGUUAUGACUUAUAUAUCUAUACAGUCGUCUUCUAUAGUUCUUUAGAUAUACAGAUAUUAUCAAUGAGUAAUGUUAAGAUUUUUAUACGCCUUAUUAUAUAAGUUUUCUCGUUAAAUAUACUUUUAACUUUGAUAUUUUCAUAUUUCAAUUGUAUAUAUUUAAGUAUCAUAAUACUAUUUUGAUCAUUUUGCUACUUUUGAUAUUUUUUUAUUCAAUAUAAACCUUAAUUCUAAGCCAAGGUUGAACUUCUUUAAGGGUAAGCAGAUACUACUGUUUGAGUCUAACUAUUAAUAAUUGUAGAAUAUUUUUUUAUGCCAAUAUGGCAAAGAGUUGGUAAAAUAGACGGUGCUUUUCGAAUACUUGUAUCUCCAUGCCUUAAAGAUUUUUCAGUCUAUAUUACCGAACAAUGUAAGACAGGAUCUGCCUUUUAUAUUUUGUGACUGCUCGAUUUUACUCUAUUUACAUUGUAGAAGAGAAAACCAGAAGAAUACUUUAUAUUUUAAUAUUUUUUUAAGAAAUAUAUAGCCUUAUAUUGGCCAGAUAGUA